GAAACGGUGAAAACCUGGAUGGAGCGGUCUACACAAUUUAAGCAUGUCGUUGAGGAAAUCCAGAGGGAAGGAAAAUGUGGAAGUUUAACCCUUCAGCACCACAUGUUAGGGCCUGUGCAGAGGAUCCCGCGAUAUGAGAUGCUCCUUAAGGAUUACCUUCGCAAACUGCCACAAGACUCAUUCGACAGGACAGAUGCAGAAAAGUCUUUAGAAAUUAUUUCUACUGCUGCAAGUCACUCCAACACAGCGAUCAGGAAAAUGGAAAAUUUGAAGAAGCUGCUGGUGGUGUAUGAAAUGCUGGGAGAAGAGGAAGACAUUGUGCACCCAUCCAAUGAGUUUAUAAAAGAAGGACAGAUCAUGAAACUUGCUGCUCGCAACACAUCAACCCAGUACAGGCAUCUC
Staurois parvus is the source of this 402-nucleotide messenger RNA. The record is from the annotation of a GenBank genome assembly. NCBI's taxonomy places the organism in Eukaryota, Metazoa, Chordata, Amphibia, Anura, Ranidae.